This is a messenger RNA of Rhagoletis pomonella (apple maggot), 3359 nucleotides long. RefSeq lists its product as uncharacterized. The record is from RefSeq and is a predicted model, not a curated record. Lineage: Eukaryota; Metazoa; Arthropoda; Insecta; Diptera; Tephritidae. Gene Ontology annotation, molecular function: protein binding.
AAAAUUGAACGGCAGGGAAAACUGGAACUGGCAGCCAAAGAACGGGAAAAUCAACGUCUCCAACAAAUACCAAAGAAAUGGAAUCGACGUGAAGAGUAUGAAUUUUUGCGGGUGCUCACCGGUUACGGUGUAGAUCUGCAGCCGUCCACUUCCUUAGGCCUUGUUUUGGCAUCAGACUGGACAAAAUUUAAGCAAAUGGCACAUUUGGAACGCAAAAGUGAUGAGACACUAAGCGACUACUACAAGGUAUUCAUAGCGAUGUGUAAACGGAAAGCUGGUGUCAAGCUCAACGAUAAUGAGCGUGGUCUCGAAGGAAUAUUCGAAGAAAUUAGUGAGGAUCACGCGAAACUAAUUUUAGAGCGACUGGAAUUGCUGUCAAAAUUGCGUGAGAUAGCGCGGCAUCCGCAGCUUGAGGAGCGCCUUAAGUUAUGUCAGAAGAAUCCAGAUACACCUGAUUGGUGGGAGCCGGGUAGACAUGACAAGGAGCUCAUCUCGGCAGUGCUGAAACACGGCCUCUAUCGAUCAGAAACGUUCAUUUUCAAUGAUCCUAAUUUCAGUUUUGCUGAAUCCGAAAAACGUUUCAUACGCGAAUUAGAAGCACAAAUUCAGCGAUCAAUCAAACUGGAAUCCUUCCAUGCUGAUCGCUUACCAUCUUCAAUACCUAAUGUAAGGGGUGAGGUAAUUGAUCUAGAUGAUGAGUUACUCACAAAAGAUAGUCUUAUCAAAAAGGAACAAUUUAUGCCUUUGAAAACUGAAGUUAAAUCCGAGGUGUCGGCAGAUGGCGCUGACAAACUCAGCGUUGGAAAAACUGAAGCAGAUAAUGAGACUUGUGUAGUUUCAGAAGAAACAAAAAAUAAGAAUAAUGACGAGAAGAGCGACACCAAUGCAGAUCUUAGUUCCAGUAAGGAAAUAACAGACCCAAACACAGAAGGCACUGGGAUCGAUUCAGUACACGAGCUACAGGAUGAAGACAUAAAAACAUUUAAUGCAAGUACAGAUGACGAAAUUAAUUCCAUGCAAACAUUUGAAAAUAUGCCCAAAGACGAAAACGAAAAGAUUGAUAUUGAUGGUAGCUUCAUCAAUAAAAAAGAUUUGGACGCUAGUACAGCUGUUCUUGACAAUGAAAACUAUAAUGACAUGAGCACCUCUAACGACGUUGGUGACGGAAUAACUUCAACUUCUGAUAAGGCUUCAGAGACUGCAGAAAAUGCAGAAGAGAUUCAACCCGAUAAAAUGGAAUUAAAUGAAAAGGAGAUUUUAGGCAAAGAUGAUAAGCCAUCUUGUUUGGUAAUUGAAAAUAAUAAAAAAGAAAGUGGCGACAAAGCCGAUCACAAAGAGGAUGUAAUUAACAAGGACAGUGUAACUACUUCUAAUAUUGAGGAUUCUAGAAGCAUAAGUGCAAAAAUAGAACAAACAAUCCCGCAAAACGAAGGCGCUGGUGCAUCGUCAGCAGAUGAAAAACCAAAGUCUACUGCCGAUGAAGAAAUACUCGAUUUAGCCAUAGAUGCUACUGGUGUCGCUGAUCCCGAUGAUGAGGAUGUCAUGAAAGAAAAGGAAAAUUCCGUUGAAGAAGAGUGCAAGAAGCAAGCGGCCGAAUUAAAGGCUCGUUUCCCUGAUUUGGAAGUUAUACAACCCGCUACUGUGAAACAAAAGCAGGAUAAACCCAAACUGGAAAUGUGCAUGAUACGAUGGUUUAAAGAUUUCGCUCUUGAACGCCGAAUUUCACAUAUCGUCAUCUGUGUUGAGACUAACAAGUGGCCUGUAAAUAGGAACUAUACUGCAUUCGUCGGUUGCAAGGGUAUUGAUCUUAAUAUUUGUCUGCAUGAGGCUAUCCCACAUCUGAAAAACUUUGAGCGUCCGCCGUCCACAACCGAUGUAAUCACCAUAACUACAGAACAGGGUGUUUCGAAAAAUUUGCAGGCAUCACAGAUGCCACUGGUAGUUCCUUCGUCAACUCCAUCAAUCCCUAUCACAACACCGCCCGCCAUUGGUGCUAAUAUUGGCAUGUCCCUCUUAACGCCUCCAGCAAAUGUCGCCGGUGGUGACGGCACAGGCAAAGACAUUGUUUAUUUGGUCACUCCACCAUUGGAUUCUAACAGUAUAAAUCUUGCGGUAACUGCUGCAAUGGCUGCAACUGCUUCUGGUGGAAAUAAUGCAAAUGCACUAUCUGCGAGUACUUUAUCAGCGCUGCUCCCAGGCAUGACCAUGACACCAUCAUCCGCUGCUGCGGCGACGGCUUUAACAAAUUCUCCUGUUGUACCACCGAGAGCCAAUAUUUCCAGCAGUGUUUCAACUCUAACUCCAGCCGCACAAACUACCGGCAAAAAGCGAAAACGCCAUAUAGCUAUUGACGUUGAGACUGAGCGCGCCAAAUUACAUGCGCUGCUGAAUAGUUCACAAAAUAUGGGUCUAAAAGAUUGGGAGACAGAAAUAGCAAAUAUGGAACCUCCAGCUGCUUCGCCACAACCAACAGGACGUCGCAGUGCUUCAUCUGCUUCACCAGUUGCGCCGACGGCGUCUGCUACAAAUACGCCACUGCAGCCGCCACCUGCACAUCAACAUGCGUCGCUGCAACGUCAGUCAUCCGGUAAAUUCAGCAAACCGGCUGUAUCACCACUUAAAACGCCACCAACGUCCAUAGGUGCACCAAUGGACUUGUCUUCAAGCCUCCCGCGGGUAAACAUGGCAGACAUGCUCAAAUCGGCGUCAGGUGCCAUUGAUUUAAGUGAAGUGCAAGAUUUCUCAAUGUCCUCAAAGAAGGCACCUACUUCGUAUUUGCAAGCUUCAUUAAAUUCCGCAUUCCCAUCUAUGCUCGGCAAGGGUAAACUAGACGAUACCCUUAACAAAUUAAUGAAAAAAAAUAACUGCACAAUUGAGGAACCUGUUAUUGGCAAGGAGAAGAAGCGUAAAAAGUUAGACGAAAUUGUAUUGGGUCUAUCAGCCGCAAAGGAACAAAAAACUUUCCCUGAUCCUUCACUGCCGUCGUCCAAGAAACCGCAAAUACCGCCUAGUGUAUCGGUAACACCUGCUAGUUUGCAAACUUCAGUAUCAAUUCAAAACCAACAAAUUCAAAAACCGUUCACUAUCACUGUUACGACAGUGCCUGGAAAAUCUAAAUCGGGUGGAAACACUUCAAUGCCCUCGCCGGCGCCAGUGGCUUCUCCAUUAAGCAGUGGUUUGCCUUUGAUGAGCGGUGGACUGUCAUUAAAAGAUAUUAAUGCGAUCGUUGCCCAGACCAUGGCUUCAGAUCCACAAACACUGCUCAAGCAACAGCAAAAGAUGAUGCAAUGUUUACCGCCGGCGCAACGCAAAGCGUACGAAGCUAUGUUAGCGGAAAUGGAACAAGCCAUGAAAUUGAG